AUGGCUGGUCAAGUAGAAGGGUGGAAGAAGGUUGUGGAUGAGAUGGUGAAUGACCACAUGAGAGAUACUAGCGAUAGUGAUCACCUUCCUAGUGAGUCACCAAGUUCAGCAAGCGGAGAAGAGAAAGAGCAUGAUGACAACAAUGAUAAACUUAUGUCGAGACGGUACAUGGCAACAACCGAUCUCAAUGACCCUAGAUGGGAACUUGGGAUUCAGUUCAAUUGCAAGGAAGAAUUUAUUGACCUCAUCCGUCAUCAAGGAGUAUUGCAUGGAAAGAGACUGAGAUUGGAGAAGAAAGACAAAUUUCGGUGCCUCGUGAAAUGUAAAGGGGUGAUUAGGAGUAAGAAGAAACCUGCAUGUCCAUGGCUCGUACAGAUUGCAUAUAAGGGGGCAGCCCUUGGUUUUUGGCAGAUUUCCCGCCUCCACAAUCAACACAAAUGUGGCGGGGCAUCAUUUAACCAUGGAUGUGCAAUUCAAGGACUAGACGGGUGCCAUCUUAGAGGUCAAGGCAAAGGAAUCCUUCUGACAGUUGUCAGGUUCGACCCGAAUGAUCAAAUUUUUCCUAUCGCUAUUGCUGUGGUACACAUUGAAAACACAGACACAUGGUCAUGGUUUCUGAGCCUUUUGGUGAUUGAUUUGGAGAUUACCGACUCCAGCAGAUGGACCUUCAUCUCGGAUAAACAGAAGAAAAUAGCUUCGGCCAAAUUAAGAAUCUGGGAGGCGGCUCGGGCAACCAACACUUACGGGUUUGAUAAAGCGAUUAUGGAAAUUAAGAAUCAAAAUCAGGGAGCUUACAAGUGGCUUAUGGAGCAUACAAGAAAGGAGAACUGGAGUACAACAUUCUUUGGGUUCGAUGCAAAGUGUGACAUCCUUGUUAAUAACAUUUCUGAAUGUUAUAAUAAGGAGUUAUUGUUCGCUCGAGAGAAGCCAUUGUACGCGAUGCUAGAGUGCAUCCGAAUGUACCUCAUGGAUAGAUUUACGACUAGGAGGAAUAUGGGUGAGAGAAUGAAGUAUGCUUUUGGCCCGAAAAUCCAUAAGAAGCUCGAGAAGGCGAAGGUCAAGAUAGGUGAAUGCAUGGUCAGGGAGGCAAGGGAGUGGAUCUACCAUUACCAUGUGAACACAGCUCGGGAUGAGCAGUUCGUGGUGGACCUGCGGAAACGAAGUUGCAUGUGCCGGCGAUGGAUGUUGACAGGAUUACCUUGUCCACAUGCGAUUGCCGCGAUAGAGAUGACGACGGAGAACGUCGACAACUUCGUUUUGAGAAUUUACUCCAAGGAAACCUUCCAACAAAUGUACGCACCCAUCAUUUAUCCGGUGCAAGGUCCGCAGCUAUGGACGAGGAUUGCCCAACCGGAUGUCGUACCACCCAAGUUGACCAAGCUGCCAGGACGCCCAAAGGGAGCGAGAAAGAAGACCGUGCAAGAAACCCAAGAAAUUAAUAGAGACAAAGCCCGAGCAGCCCGACGUUUGCAAUUUCCAUUCGAAAUGUAUAACUCCAAUAAUCUUUCGAAGUUGGACAUUGAGAAGAUAAUGGAAAAGUGUAGGAAACCAGGCGACAUCGACCGGUGUUCGAGUAAACACUUGGAAACCGUUGUGGCAUCGACAACAAUAAUGAAGCCAGAAGUUAGACGGGAGAAAGAGAAGGUCCAUCAUCAACUCCAAAUCGAGAUCAAUCUAUUGGAUGAGAUUUGUAAUGCAUCUAUCCAAGGAUAA
Salvia hispanica is the source of this 1713-nucleotide messenger RNA. Lineage: Eukaryota; Viridiplantae; Streptophyta; Magnoliopsida; Lamiales; Lamiaceae. The record is from RefSeq and is a predicted model, not a curated record.